This is a messenger RNA of Drosophila bipectinata, 515 nucleotides long. It is a transcript of the gene Cpr65Au, whose product is annotated as Cuticular protein 65Au. NCBI's taxonomy places the organism in Eukaryota, Metazoa, Arthropoda, Insecta, Diptera, Drosophilidae. The record is from RefSeq and is a predicted model, not a curated record. Gene Ontology annotation, molecular function: structural constituent of chitin-based larval cuticle. Gene Ontology annotation, cellular component: chitin-based extracellular matrix.
UGCGCAUCUCAGUAAACUGCAGCCAACUGCGACGAAAACUCUGAAAAUAAGUGAAAUAAGUUUCCUCGAUGCAUUUGAGUUCUAUGUGGGUGAUUGUAUUGCUGGCCGUGGGUGCCUCUGUGGCCCUGCCUGCCGGAGAGGAUGCCCAGGCGGAGACCAUUAAAAUGGAGAGCGAGAACACCGGGGACAAAUAUUCCUUUGCCUAUGAAACCAGCAAUGGAAUUUCGCGUUCGGAGACUGGAGAGGUAAAGCCCGGCGCCGGAGAAGAUGAUGGAUCCCUGUCUGUCCAAGGAACAACCAGUUGGUCAGCUCCCGAUGGCAAGAAGUACGAGAUUAGCUUCACAGCCGAUGAAACUGGCUAUCAUCCCAAGUUCAGGCUAGUGACAUAGACGCUGGAUUUAUUUCUAGAGAAAUGGGUUUAGUAAACGCAAUAAUUUUUUAAUUCGUUUGAAGCACUUAAUUGAAGUGGCUAUUUAAUGUAAAUAAAAAUAUCGUUAAUAAAAGCAAAGAAAUGU